This is a messenger RNA of Schistocerca americana (American grasshopper), 945 nucleotides long. RefSeq lists its product as uncharacterized. The record is from RefSeq and is a predicted model, not a curated record. The transcript is spliced from 2 exons. Lineage: Eukaryota; Metazoa; Arthropoda; Insecta; Orthoptera; Acrididae. Bases 133 to 537 code for a protein of 134 amino acids.
CAAUAAUACCCAUCUGAACAUCAUUUCACCUGCACUUAGAAUUGAAGCAGGCAAGUGGAAAUCGCAUGAGCAGCAGAGGGGCCAUCAUACAUCAGCAUUGUUGUAAGCAGUGCUAUUUGCAAUGGAAUUAACAUGAAUUCAUGGGUCCAGAGGACAGCGUGGCCGCAGCAGCUGCCAGAGGGUGUCCUCAUUCCACUGUGGGAUGAUGCCACGGAGAUGGAGCCUUCGCCUCCUCUGCCUUCUCUUGUCCUACCGAUGGAGCUGGACCCACCCACACCACAGCAGUUUCCACCUUCUACAUCUUGUUCAUGGCAGCAGGAGGUGGACGUGUACCCUUCUGGUCAUUUUCUGGGGGACGUUUCCACCAGAGCACAGGUCAGAUGGUGGAGUACGGCCAGAAGCUUGAGGUCCCCUGCAGCUACAGCUUCCGGCCCAGCAAAGCGCCCACACUCCUGCCUCCCUUCAAGGUUGCACUCCCUACAUGACAAUGGUCCACCACUUAGUGGGGGAGGAAUGUUCUGGUGUAACCACAAGUGACAGAACAAAGAUGAAGAAUGCAAGAGAAGAGAAGGUGGUGAAGCGACGUCGGCCAAUAGUCCACUUACCAGGACGUCACCACGAUAGAAGUGGCAUCUAGCUGAAGUGAAUAUAAGCACCACUCCUACCAGCCUUCACUGAACAUUAGUGGACAGUAUUCACAGAGUAUUAGCAUGGCCUAGCAGAGAGUGCUACAAUAGCAGUUAUUAGUGAUCCACAAACUGUGCGUCAAACUUGCAUGAAUGCUGAAUAUAGCAAAGGACUUGGAUUUAUGCUGCAUGUCACCCAUUUCUUGUAACACCAUCGUUAUUUCAGAGUGAAGUAUUGUCAAUCUGCUUUAUUGAAAUAAAACUACUAAUGUUAUUUGCUUGAAUUGUUGUAUAGCAUUCUGAGAAUGCAGCAUCCCUU